Messenger RNA from Gaeumannomyces tritici R3-111a-1, 1212 nucleotides. RefSeq lists its product as hypothetical. The coding region runs from base 1 to 1158 and encodes 385 amino acids. NCBI's taxonomy places the organism in Eukaryota, Fungi, Ascomycota, Sordariomycetes, Magnaporthales, Magnaporthaceae. The record is from RefSeq and is a predicted model, not a curated record. The transcript has 6 exons.
AUGAACUCUUCGGUCGGGGCGGCGCCGCCGUUGAACCCGGCCCGCGCUGCCGAGAGCAACACCGAGUGGCUCAUCGGCGUCAUGGGCACCUUCACCUUCAUGGCCAUCCUCGCCACCUCGUUGCGUCUCUACACGAGAAUAAGGAUUGUCAAGUUAGUGGGAUGGGACGACUGGGUCAUGUUGGCCUGCACGUCGUGCGCCGUCGGCGGCUUCAUCCUCCACUGCCUCCAGGUGCCGCAGGGGCUCGGCAAGCACUGGGAGUUCAUCAACAAUCAGCAGAAGGUCCAGUUCGCCAAGCAGAGCUUCUUCACCUCGCUGGUGCCCAACACGACCGGCUUGGCCCUGAUGAAGGUGUCCAUCGGCCUGUCGCUCCUGAAACUGAUCCGCACGCGGUCGUACAGCCUGGUGGUCUAUGUCUUCCUCGGUAUCACUGCCGCAAGCUGGAUCCUGGCCUGUGGCACCAUCAUCUUCUUCUGCGACCCGGUUCGCGGCUAUUGGGACAAGUCCAUCAAUCCCAAGUGCUAUGACAUCAAGCUCUUUAUUGCGUUUGGUAUCGCACAUACCGGAAUCAACAUCACCACCGAUAUUGCCUUCGCAACAUUGCCAAUCACGGUUAUCUGGAUGUUACAGAUGAAGAAGAUCACAAAGAUCUAUCUCGCCGUCGUCUUUAGUCUUGGCUGGAUUGCUGUUUUCAUGGGCAUUCCCAAGACGUGGUAUCAGAUCCAUCACGGGGGAGACAAGGACGCCGCCUUCUACCACGGCGUGCAGUUCUGGGCCGCGCUCCAACUCGACACGGGCAUAGUUGCAGCCUGCAUCCCGCCGCUCAAGCCCCUGUUUGGCAGGGCCCUCAAGCUCAACACGGCCAAGCCCUACGCCAACUCGAGCUACCCCGGCGGGUCGGGCUUCUCCAACCGCCGGCGGACCGGCUACAUCAACCAGGACUCGGUCGCCGGCCGCCCCGAGUUCGACGACCUUGAGCUCUCCCCGCGCGCCCGGGGCGGCGCCGGGGGCACCAAGACCGGGAUCCCCGGGGACUCGGGCAGCGAGGAGAUGAUACUGCGGCAGAACGCCUGCGUCACGUCGGACCAGACCUUGAAGGAGGCCGACAGCAAGAAGCACAGCGGGAUAAUGAAGACUACUGAGAUAUCUGUAGCUUGAUUUGGUUUGAUGCUUGUACAUUUAUAUCUCGUCGCAGUAAUGUUUGAUCCUAGC